GACACGUUGCCGACGUCGUUUCCCCGGUCGUACCGCGUUCGUUCGCCUUUAAAUUUCUUGUAUUGUGUGUUAAAAAAAAAAAAAAAAUUAAAACCGUUUUUAAAUCUAUAGUGCGCUGUUAGAUAUAACAAUAAUAGUAAUAAUAAUAGUCUAAUAGUCCGUGGCGGGUUUAAACUCGGAAGAGCUUGUCCGAUUCUCGUGGACGGGAAUUGUAAAUGCCUUCAAAUCUGGGUCACAUUUGCUGCUUUUAACAGCCAGCUGUACUCUGAUCUUGGUAUUAAGUCUUUUGCCGGCGCGUGCAAUUUUAGUUUUGACAAUGCUAGGCCGUCGAAUCGGCUCUAAUCUACCGUCGGGUUGGGCUUUUUGACGUUGGCCCAUCCCGAAAAAUGUCAGUGCACCAUCGCCAUGUUGGAAAACUGCAGCUCGUCGUCUCACAACAAUUGCAACUGCGGUAAACGGAGUGCAACGGUUAUCGAAAAAAUCGCACAAGUGUUUGGCCGCAAGAAAACCUACCAGGUCCAGAAGAUCCAACAGCUCAAUCAGUUAUCGUCCGCCGGCAAGAGCCAGAAUUCUUGGGUGACUGUGCACAGCUUACAGUCGCAGAGCGAUGGUGGUAUCCUGGAUCCCGACGACCGUCUCAGAGACGUGGCCGACGACAGGGAACAAAUUAUUGCGCUAUACGACGAUGGCGAAAGCCAGAGUCCACAUCAUCACGGUGGCGGAGACGGAGCUAGCGCCACGUCUAGUCCGGAUAUGUUCCACGGUCGAGAUGGACUUCAAACCGACAUCGAAGUCACUACCGAACAAAUUGCUUCUGGAUUUCCUGCUCUGCAUGUGCGGAGGGGCAGCGAGCCAGCACUUAAUCAACUUCCACUCGAGACAGCUAAUAAUCUGGGCAAAAGAAGUAGCAAUACCAGGCCGGCGGCUUCGGGUCAGUCCAAACGUUGGUCGGCCGCUCCAAUGUGUCACGACCCUAAAGAAAAACUACUCAAGGACGAGUACUUAAAACAAAAUGGUUUCGGCGGGCCAGAUAAUUGGCGGUAUUCUGAAGAAGAUGAAGAUGAACUAGAAAUGGAAGACGAAGACAAACCUACAGUUACCAACCAUUUCCUGGCACCAUCAUUUCACCGAGACUCUAGUAACCGAUUAUCGAUGCAGUUUUUAGGAGACACUCCAGGAGGAUUUCGGUGGGCCGACGCUGCUGAUCUUGCAAACAACCGGGCGUUAUCGCUAUCCCUUCCAAGGGACCAUCGAAGAAAAGAACCGCUUGGUCAGGCCAACACAAAUCCGCCCCAGAUGAGAUCUUCAGAUUCUCAAAAUACCGAGUACAUAGUACUUAGCACGGGCGGAGGUUCUCUGGGAAUUCACGUGGUUCCCGAUUACAACUCUUUAGGCAAGGAACGUGGUCUUUUGGUUCAAGGUAUUGAGCCCGGUGGCAGAGUUUACUGCGACGGUCGUUUGAAAGUGUACGAUCGAAUUGUUGAAAUCAACGGCCGAUCAUUAUUGGAUCAACCAUUUAAUGCGAUACAAGAAAUAUUCCGAGACUCGUUGCAUUCCUCUGAGCUUAGACUAAGAGUAGUAAAACACAAAAACAAUCAAGAUAAUCAAACUAGUCAAAAUGCAGUAUCCGGGAAUAACAAAAAACAACCCCCUCCGCCAGUGUUUCCUAAGCCGUCCACCAACAACAACCACAGCAACAACACUUGUGCUCCAUUUAGCAACAAAGAAAAUCUCACAACGGGGCUGUCCAACAAAGAUAACAAACCGAGUAAUUCAAACGCUAAAGUGGCCACGAUUUCGCCUACAAAAAAAGUAACUGCCGCAACGCCCACUGCGUCUAAUAUUCUGAUGGUUGCGAAUACAAGAAAAAUAGGUAAAAAAAUGGAAUUGGAACUCACUAAAGGAUCUCACGGAUUAGGUUUCAGUAUUACAACUAGGGAUAAUCCGGCUGGAGGAAAUUGUCCUAUCUACAUAAAAAAUGUCUUACCGAAGGGAGCUGCUGUUGAGGACGGUAGACUUCGGCCAGGGGAUCGACUACUGGCUGUUAAUGGAAUAGAACUGACAGGCAAGACUCAAUCUGAAGCAGUUGCAAUACUUCGAAAAGUUCCGUCUGGGGCACGAGUCAAAAUAAUUGUUUCCAGACAAGAAGAUGUUACUAGCCAAACUGGACAAAAAGAUACUGAUGAAAAUUACGAACGAGAGGUUGGUGGUAAUACGUCAGUAACUCAACUGAAAGAUACAAAGGCCAAGUCAAAUAAUAAUAAUACAGUUCAGGAAUAUAUUAAGAGUUUAGAAGAAAGUCAAACGUUUCCUUGGAGACACAAAGAAAUCUUGACGUUUGAUAUUCCCGUGCACGAUUCAGAAAAGGCCGGUUUGGGCAUCAGUGUUAAGGGGAAAACUUCCGCUAAUAAUUCAAAUGACAAAAACUCUUCACAAGAUUUGGGUAUCUUCAUCAAAAAUGUAUUACACGGCGGAGCUGCUUCGAGAGAUGGCAGACUACGCACUAACGAUCAGUUGCUGUAUAUAAACGGUAUUUCGCUAAUUAGCCAGACAAAUGCGGCUGCCAUGGAAAUAUUACGGAGAACUAUGAUAAACGUGGAACCUGGGCCCGUACCUGGAGCUAUAUCUUUGACUGUAGCCCGUCGUCGCAAUAGUUCUCCAACAUUACACAGAAGGCGUAGUCGUGACUCGUCGUCUAGUUUACUCACAGAUUCCUCUGCUAAUACUGAAACUUUUAGCCGCCUCGAUACCAGCGAUAGUAGUGCUCAAAAUGUGACUGAUAACUCGGGCACAAGUGAAAAUUCUGAUUGUACUGUUAUAUUCAUGCAUCAAAGACAAGGAUCGGAAAAUUCUAAAAGAAAACCACUGCCAGUGUCUUCUCCAGAUGGCAUUGCUAUUCGUAAUCCUGUGUUGGAGAGGUUGACUGGGCACGCUAAUCGUUACAACGGUUUACGUAAUGAAAGUUAUUAUAAGGCAACGCAUCAGACUACGAUAAUGAUUAAAGAAGAAGACAAACAUAAAAGUCCUACUGUUAACCAAUCUUCUGGUGAGAUGUUAAUUAUUGAAGAAGAUCCCCCAAUAUACAACACAAUCAAUCGGAAAAAAAUAGAAGAGGAAAAACCAAAUUUAGUCGUUUCUCCACAACAAACCAGAACCGGAUCAACAAGUACUGAUGUUACAUACGCGAGCCAAUUAUCUCUUGACAACGCCAAUUCUGGAUUUUCAAGAGAUGCAUUUGGGAGGCAAAGUAUGUCUGAAAAGCGACAUGCUACACUCGAUGCCAAAAGUACAGACACGUAUCAAAGAAACAAAAAGUUGCGAGAAGAACGUGGUGGAGAUGACAUUGGCAAUCGCAAUGGUAUUUUGUCUAAACACCAAUUGGGUCCAUCAUUGGGAAUGAAAAAGUCAUCUAGUUUGGAGUCGCUGCAAACUAUGGUGCAAGAAGUGCAAAUGUCUGAAGACGGUAAAAGGGGAAACAUGAGAGUGGUUCGUGGAAGAGGAUGUGAUGAGAGUUUUAGGGCGGCUGUUGACAAAGACGGACCAUUGUCACUACACGAACUUCGCUUAGACACAUAUGGUGAAGAAGGAGACUAUCAUCAAAUUGGUCGGCGACAGUCUUCGCUUCAUUCUCAAGAUUAUAAAUCACCCAAAGCGCCAAAUAUUGCUGCGAACAAAAAGAAACCGGGUUUACUCAAAGGAAUCGGUUCUAUGUUUAGGUUUGGCAAACAUAGACGAGGAACGGAUAUGAAUGGCACGUUAAGUUCAGAAGAAGACAACACACUGGAUCGUGAGCGGGAAGUUGCUAGAAAAAGUGCCCGAGACGAGCAACUACGAAUACAGGAACAGUAUCAAAGGCUAAUGCAACGACAAGCCGAAAUGGAACAACAAAAUCGUUGUCGGGAAGUAGCUGUAGACGACGUUUCAAAUAAUUAUACUACUGUGAUGGCCAAACCCGCUAACCCCGAACAGUCUCGUAUAGACCGUAUACAACAGCUUAGGGCUGAACACCAACGUAGGCACAUGGAACGUAGUGGACAGUAUGUGCCUGAGGAAAGGGAAGAAAACCACUACGAAUCUGAUCUCCGAAAGUCUGCUAACAAUAGUCAAAGUUCCAUUAAUCGACCAGGUAGUCGUGUGGGAAUUACUGACCCACGUUUUAAUCAUUAUGUUAAUUUCCAGGAAAUCCAACAAAACUUGAACUCAAUGCAUGAAACUCGCGGCGUUAAGCUUCGACACAAUGGCAAAGCAAAAAAACCCGUGUCUUGUUAUUAUGACACAGACGACGAAAGUCGCCGACAGCUACAUUACCAUUCGCAGAGACGCGACCCCAAGGAAUCGGUGGCCCGUCCGAGUUCAAAUUAUUAUGAAUACGAAAGCGUUAUGCGAUCACUACCUUACUCUGGGUCUGCUUCAGGACUGGUGGACAGCAACUCUAACACAUUGAUCAGACAAGGCUCGACCCAAACCAACGGCGGUUCCGCUCGUGGCCCUCGACAGUCACCGCGGUGCUAUCCGGUGGCAAAGUCCAAUUAUCCGCUGUACAAUUACAGCGGUGACACCCAGGGCGGCCAGCAGGUCGGUGGUGCGCAAUCACACCAAAGGUCUACAAAUAUCAACAACAAUAACCAUGUCGGCAACAGCAAUAUGUACCAGAGGUCGUCGCCACACGGCCCUGGCCCUUAUAUAACUCAAGUGACCAUCAGGGACAACAACCAUCACAAUAUAAUUCAAAGUCCCAACAUUUAAACACCGCAUUAUUAUUACAAUAGCUUUUUGACAACUGUUUAUUUAUUACACAUUUUUGUUUUAACUCGACAACUAACUUUUGAUUUUACUCAGUAUUUAUUAUAUUGUACAGGUUUUUUUUAAAAAUAUUAUUGAUUUCUUUACUUUUUACCCGAUACUUUUAAUGGUAUUACAUAUUGAUGAUUUCAGUUAAAACGAUAAACAAUUUAAAUGCUUUUAAUUUUCUUCAAUUAAUACAUUUUUGUAUUGAGUUUAUCCGAUUUUGUAUGACUUUACACGAGUAUAAAUUAAUAAUCUUUUAAAUUUAAAACACUAUACAAUUGUAUAUCUGCUGGUUUUCAACUUUUAACUUUUCCGUCCUAUGCUUUGUUUAACCACUUCUCAGCAAUGAUACCCGAUUCAUACAUUUUGGAUAUAACAUUUAGGACGUAUUAGCUGCUGUAUGUUUUAAGAAUAUUUGAUGACAAUCAUAUUUUAAAUGUGUAACUUAUUAUCGUUAAUUUUUUUAAAUUGUAUUUUUUCCCCUACAAUUUAAUUGUUAAGUAAUUUACACAUUCUGUGAUACGCAUAGUAUUUAUAUCCAUGUAUGUAUAUUAUAAAUAUAUAUUAUACCUAUGUUAUAUCAUAGGUUUUAGAUUAUUAUCUCAAAAGUAACGAGUGCCUUAAACACACAGACGAGCUAUGUAUAUAUAUAUUUUUUAUAGCUCUUUUUAAUAUUUUAAAUUAUCAUUAUUAUGUUUUAAACAUUCUAUAGUGUUAAAUUUGUUUUAAUGUUGUCACUUUAUUUGUAAAAUUUAUUUUUUAAGUUAUAAUUAUUAUUGUGUAGAAGACAAUCGACCAUUUUUUCUUAGCCCUCCCUACAUUUGGCAAUUACCGUUUUAUUUAUAUUGAUUAUUGAUGAACAAUAACUUUUUUUAAGUAUAGUUUUUACAAAAUAUCCGUCUAAUUUGUUUCGACAAACCGUAAUAUCCUCACGCAAUGUUGCAAGGUAACUAUUAGGUUUAUUGUAUUAUUAAAUAAUUAUAAUGUAUUUAAUUAUAAUAUAUUCAGUAUUAUAUUAAUGUAAGUGAUGGCUUUGUAAAAUAACCCGACUGCAUAGUGUUGGAAAUUAGUGUAAUUUAUUAUUUGUGCCAUCUAUUCGAACACAUUCCAUAUCCCCCCCCCCUCCACUCUAAGUAACUAUAAAAAAUUUGCAAUAUCAAAAACGGUUCAACUAUUUCAAAAUUAGUACUUAAUGAUUUAUGUACAGUAUUACCAUCAUUGGGCGCAAUAUUUUAAUUUAAACCAUUUUAAUAAUUGUAUAUAAUUUGUUUUUUCUAUGUCAACAAGUUCCUGUAUAACAAUAUAUUAUUGAUUUGACUUUGGUUUUUUAUAAUAAUAUAUUAUUAAUAUGUUAUUCUUUUAAAUGCUUAUUACACUUAAAAUAGAAUAAUUUAC
This is a messenger RNA of Adelges cooleyi (spruce gall adelgid), 6183 nucleotides long. RefSeq names its product partitioning defective 3 homolog. The record is from RefSeq and is a predicted model, not a curated record. The transcript has 27 exons. NCBI's taxonomy places the organism in Eukaryota, Metazoa, Arthropoda, Insecta, Hemiptera, Adelgidae. Gene Ontology annotation, biological process: cell adhesion; establishment of centrosome localization; establishment or maintenance of epithelial cell apical/basal polarity. Gene Ontology annotation, cellular component: adherens junction; apical junction complex; apical plasma membrane. Bases 406 to 4746 code for a protein of 1446 amino acids. Gene Ontology annotation, molecular function: protein binding; phosphatidylinositol binding.